CUCGCGAGCGCUGCAGCGGAGAAACGCGAUUGGAGCCGACCAGAGCGCUGAUGAUUCCACAGAACAGGGCAACUCAUCAGCAACCCAGCCACAUGUUUACAUCACAACUCUGGAUUUGAUUCUGCGGGAUCUCGUAUUUUAUUUAGUAACGGAAGAACAGAUAAGACACCCGACGGUGACGUUGUUUUUUUCCUUUUGAGGACCUCCAGGCGUGCUGAACCGAGAACAGCCGGCGAGCAUUAGCAUGUUAGCUUACUGUUAGCACCAGCUAAUUCCAGUCCUAUACGAAACACCUGCUCACCUUUGUUAUUCCUAUAUCUAAAAACCGUUGUUGUUUUCAGUAUUUUUGUCAAGUUGAGUUUAGAAAGUUACAGGAAGAGUGUAGGUGGGGACCAACGGUCUCCUGAAUUGGCCGUCUACCAUGGAAAACGCACACACUAAGACGGUGGACGAAGUUUACUGUUUUUUCAACGUAAAUGAAAGCACGGGUCUGAGUUCAGAACAAAUCAAGAAGCAACGGGAACGAUAUGGACCAAACGAGCUGCCGGCGGAGGAAGGAAAAUCCCUUUGGGCAUUGGUGGUAGAACAGUUUGAAGAUCUUCUUGUAAGGAUCCUUCUGCUCGCUGCCUGCAUAUCAUUCGUUCUUGCCUGGUUUGAGGAAGGAGAAGAAACGGUUACUGCCUUUGUGGAGCCAUUUGUUAUCCUUCUUAUUCUCAUCGCUAAUGCUAUCGUGGGAGUCUGGCAGGAACGGAAUGCAGAAAAUGCCAUUGAAGCACUGAAGGAAUAUGAGCCUGAAAUGGGCAAGGUGUAUCGUCAAGACAGGAAGAGUGUUCAGAGAAUCAAGGCCAGGGACAUUGUGCCAGGAGACAUUGUGGAAGUGGCAGUUGGUGAUAAGGUCCCUGCAGACAUCAGACUGACUUCAAUCAAGUCCACCACACUGAGGGUCGACCAGUCGAUACUCACAGGAGAGUCUGUGUCUGUGAUCAAACACACAGACCCAGUCCCAGAUCCACGUGCUGUCAACCAGGACAAGAAGAACAUGCUUUUCUCAGGCACUAACAUUGCAGCAGGGAAAGCUGUUGGUGUGGUCAUAGCCACGGGUGGCAGCACAGAGAUUGGCAAAAUUAGAGAUGAGAUGGCCUCGACGGAGCAGGAGCGCACCCCACUGCAGCAGAAGCUCGAUGAAUUUGGGCAGCAAUUAUCCAAAGUUAUCACACUCAUCUGUAUUGCUGUGUGGAUCAUUAACAUUGGACAUUUUAAUGACCCAGUCCAUGGUGGCUCCUGGAUCCGUGGUGCCGUGUACUAUUUUAAGAUUGCUGUGGCUUUGGCAGUGGCUGCUAUCCCUGAAGGUCUGCCAGCUGUCAUCACUACCUGUCUAGCUUUGGGAACUCGUCGUAUGGCUAAAAAGAACGCCAUUGUUCGCAGUUUACCAUCCGUGGAAACCCUGGGCUGCACAUCUGUCAUCUGUUCUGACAAGACUGGUACUCUGACCACCAAUCAGAUGUCCGUGUGCCGGAUGUUUAUCAUGGACAAAGCAGAUAGUGAGAAGUGUGCCUUGAAGGAGUUCACAGUUACUGGCUCUACAUAUGCCCCAGAAGGAGAAGUGUACAGUGAUGGCAAGCAAGUGAAAUGUUCCCAGUAUGAUGCCCUAGUGGAGCUGGCCACCAUCUGCGCUCUCUGUAAUGACUCUUCUUUGGACUAUAAUGAGACCAAGGGUGUGUAUGAGAAGGUCGGUGAGGCGACAGAGACUGCGCUAACAUGCCUUGUGGAGAAGAUGAAUGUGUUUGAGACAGACGUUUCAGGCCUCUCGAAGAUUGAACGGGCCAAUGCUUGCAAUUCUGUGAUCAAGCAGCUGAUGAAGAAGGAGUUUACCCUGGAGUUUUCCAGAGACAGGAAAUCAAUGUCUGUGUAUUGCACUCCAAAUAAAGCUCGCUCCUCUUCUGGCAAAAUGUUUGUCAAGGGUGCCCCAGAGGGAGUGAUUGAUCGUUGUACACAUGUGCGUGUGGGAACAAACAAAGUGCCGUUGACUCCGGGUAUCAAGGAAAAACUAAUGUCUGUCAUCCGAGAGUAUGGAACUGGCAGAGACACCCUUCGCUGUCUUGCACUGGCCACCAGAGACACCCCGUUAAAGAAGGAGGACAUGGUUCUGGAGGACUCGACCCGCUUUAUCGAGUAUGAGACUGACCUGACAUUCGUGGGUUGUGUGGGAAUGCUGGAUCCCCCACGGGCAGAAGUGGCAGCUUCCAUCAGACUUUGCCGUCUGGCUGGCAUCAGGGUUAUCAUGAUCACUGGAGAUAACAAGGGAACGGCUGUUGCAAUCUGCAGACGCAUUGGCAUUUUUGGCGAAAACGAUGACGUCUCAACUAUGGCCUUUACUGGUCGUGAGUUUGACGACCUGUCCCCUGCAGCUCAGAGGGAAGCUGUCGUCAAGGCUCGGUGCUUCGCCCGUGUUGAGCCAUCACAUAAAUCCAAGAUUGUUGAGUAUCUGCAGUCUUAUGAUGAGAUCACUGCUAUGACAGGUGAUGGUGUAAAUGAUGCUCCAGCUUUGAAGAAAGCUGAGAUCGGCAUCGCUAUGGGGUCAGGAACUGCUGUGGCCAAGACGGCAUCUGAGAUGGUCCUGGCUGAUGACAACUUCGCCACUAUUGUGGCUGCAGUUGAAGAAGGUCGAGCUAUUUACAACAACAUGAAACAGUUUAUCAGAUACCUCAUCUCCUCCAAUGUCGGAGAGGUCGUCUGCAUCUUUCUGACUGCUGCUCUGGGAUUCCCUGAGGCUCUGAUCCCUGUUCAGUUGCUCUGGGUCAAUCUGGUGACUGAUGGCCUGCCUGCCACCGCCUUAGGAUUCAACCCACCUGACCUUGACAUCAUGAACAAGCCACCACGCAACGCACGCGAGCCCCUCAUCUCUGGAUGGCUCUUCUUUAGAUACCUAGCUAUUGGAUGUUACGUGGGUGCUGCCACUGUUGGUGCGGCUGCCUGGUGGUUUGUUGCUGCUGAAGACGGUCCAAGAAUCACAUUUUACCAAUUGAGCCACUUCUUGCAGUGCGGUCCAGAGAAUCCCGACUUCCAGGGUUUGGACUGUAAAGUGUUUGAAUCUCCUUACCCCAUGACCAUGGCUCUGUCUGUGCUGGUCACCAUUGAGAUGUGCAACGCCUUGAACAGUGUUUCAGAGAACCAGUCGCUGCUCCGUAUGCCUCCGUGGGAGAAUGUUUGGCUCCUGGGUGCCAUCUGUCUCUCAAUGUCUCUGCACUUCCUCAUCCUCUAUGUGGAGCCGCUUCCUAUCAUCUUCCAGAUCACUCCUUUAAAUCUAACACAGUGGCUGAUGGUUCUGAAGAUCUCCCUCCCAGUCAUUUUGCUCGACGAGGUGCUGAAGUUUGCAGCCAGAAACUACCUAGAGCCGGGUAAAGAGCUGGAGAAGUCUGCCAGCUGCAAAGGCUGCCCGCUCUCUGCAUGUAUGGAGGGCAUCUCGUGGCCCUUUGUGGCCAUCUCCCUCCCCCUUGUCCUCUGGAUCUACAGCACCGACACUAACAUGGCCGACAUGUUCUGGUCCUGACUGACUUGAGCACAACCUCCAUUUUUUUUUCCCCACCCACCAUCAUCACCCUCACAACCCCCCUGAGCCUCUCCCAUCUCUGCCUUUCUACAUGUGCAUAGCUUGUGUGUGUGUGUGUGUGUGUGUGUGUGUGUGUGUGUAUGUGUGCGAAUGGGUUGGUAGAGUAAACUGUGUGUCCUUGUACAAGAUCUCAUCAUGAAACACAACUAAAUUGUUGAAAGGUUUAUCUGAGGAGUGACCGAAUUAAGAACAUCCCUCACAGCCGUGGACAUCGCUGUGUUUUAUUUUUGCCUUUUCGGUUGAUUCUAUCAAAUAAUGGAUGGAAAUUGUCAUUUGAAGUUAAUUUUGUUGAAGGUCCCUCAGUGCUGAGGAGCUUGUCAUCCCAGAAUUUCACUGAUAUGUAUCGAGAUUUAACACUAUUUUGCCAUUUGUUUUGAAGUUUUUUUUUUUCUUUUUUAAGUUCUUUAACCGGUGUGGCUUCGGUUUAUGGCCUUGAUUUAUUUUCCCAACCUUUACCAUUGUGUCUUCAGUAUGAGGUCUGAGAGUGAAGCUACAUGUGGCUGACUGGGGUCAGUGAAUGUUUUUGAGUGCUCCGAUUAACAAUACACAAGACAGAGGACAGAGAUCGGCAUGACCUGUGACCCAAGCAUGAACUGUAUGUGGUAUUUUCCAUUUCUAAUUUAAUAUGUAUGUCCCCUCUUGUUGAAAUUUAAAUUAACUGUUGUUUUUUUUUUACUUUUUUUAAUUUGAAAAAAGCCAGUUUUUCUGCAGCUACCUCAGUAUGAUAGAUGUUGCUCCCCUCACCUCUUGAUGACUUAACAUCCGAGGUGUGAACUUUCUUGUUAAUGCAGAAAACAGAACAAAAUCUAACAUCCACCAAACAUGUUUUUGUGACAUUUCUUAACUUUAUUUGUGUUGCCUUGAAACCAAAAUGUAAGCAAAAUGAUUCAUUAGCGUCUCUGUGUUUGAUUCACAGUGAUAUGUCAAUCUUCUCUAAAUAGACUUUGAUGCCAAUAAACACCCAGAAAUGUUGUUUUAUUUUUCAAGAAAAAUACAUGGAUCAUUUAAUUUAAUGUGUUUUCUGUCUUUAUUGAAUAUGUCAUGUUAUCAAAAGUCUUUUUACAUUUAAUACUUGAAUACUAGAUCAUUUCAGACGCAUGAAUGCUUCACUACAGGAGAGGCAGGGGAUCAUCAGCAACACACAAUCCUCAUAUGUAUAUUUGACUCCUACAGGUACAAUUGAAAUAGAUGUUGGAUCAGUGGCCAUACUUAAAUCACUUUUGUCAGGACCUCCAUCCUUGUGUAAAAGCAUGCUUUUGCGGUAGACGCCCGAGUUUGUCUGCACUGUGUGUUUGUGUCCCACUUGACAACUGUGUGCUUUCUUCCUCAAUGCCUUCCACUGGCUGCCUGUCACUGGAGUGAGUAUCCAUUUCUCGUCAGUUUCUCAAUCAUCUCCAUGAAAUGCGUCCAUUGUAAAUGGUAGAUAAAGUCCCCGGAAGAUCAUGUAAACGUCUGAUAUAAUGCAUUUGGAAUUAAGAGUCAAAAUAUUCUACCUCCAAGCCUUCUUAACUGAUUUUGUAUUAUCUGGCAAUUGGAAUUGACUUUUUGUUGCCUGUGAAAUAUAGACCUCCAACACGCUGCUCAUUUACAUGAUUACUUUUUAUACUCAAUAUUAUUGGUCUACUUUUCUUUAAUCGGUACGAUUUAUGUUUGAAGCAUUUAAAGUGUAUCCGCAGGUGGCAGCACCGUACCGGAUCAUAUUCAAGCAACAGUUUGUACCCAGAAUACCAACAAAUCAUCUGUCCCCAAUCGCACUAAAGCGGUUCCAGGAAAUUAGAAAAAAAAAAAAAAAAAAAGAAAUAGAAAAGAAAAAUGCUAGCAGACAGACUACAGACAUUGUUGGGGUAUCAGGGCAGCGUGUUCCCUGAUCUACUGACCUGUUUACAGUGGACAGUCUCUAUUCAAAUCUGUCUGAGGGAUGUACCGUACUUUAGACAGUGCUCCACACGUAUCCUUCAUUAUGCUGAACAGAUUGCGGAAUGUCACUCCUGCACUCCUCUCCGGACAGCCUUGAGUCACACCCCUGUAUUGCGUUCCAAAUUCAACUGUUUUUGAUCUAAUGUACCAUUUUCUUUCUCCUCCUAGGUUGGCUCUCGUAAAAAAACUUUGCUAUUCGGUGAGGCUGCGGUCACCCUUCCACUCAACACUGAUACACACACAUACCCUACACCUUAAAUCCAAGACCAGCAGUGUGUGAAGCACCCUCGCACAAGGAAGGCCCAAAUACACUCCGGGCCACAAAACACAAUCACACAACAGUAACACGAUAAUACCUCUGUGUGCCAAUGCUGUGAUCAACACAAGUUUGGUGUGAGUGUGCGCGGAGAAGCUCCCUCAUGUUUCUUCUUGCAUGAUCUUGUUUCCAUCUUCCACGGUUGCUCCUAGAAAAUUGGACACUCGGGUUCUGUGUACAAAAACCAUGCAUGCUCUUCAGCUGUAUUUAGGCUUUGCUGUUUUUAUUUAUAGAUUCUAAUGUAUAAAGCAAAUAACCAGAGUCUUAAACUGGGGGUGUAUGUUGAGGAGAAUCACUGUUUUUAUUGAGUAAUGUUGCACAAUAUUGGAUGGAGGAGUUACUCAGAUACUGUGCUGUUCGACCCAUUGGCCAAUCGCAGGUCCGUUCAUAGGACUACAGACUCAUUAUUCCUGCAAUACAACGGUGUUCUCCUGUUUUCUUAUCGCGUCAUCUAUCUUUACUGCUGUAAAACUGUGAUUUAAAGCGAGGGGUGUCCCUCAUUAAUGACCUGAGAAAUAUAUGUACAGACGAUCAUUAUUUAAAAGUGAUAAUGGUUGUACCUGCAUUGGAGGUUGUGGUUUCAGGUAAAUAAAGAAUAAUA
Synchiropus splendidus (mandarinfish) is the source of this 6444-nucleotide messenger RNA. It is a transcript of the gene atp2a2b, whose product is annotated as ATPase sarcoplasmic/endoplasmic reticulum Ca2+ transporting 2b. Gene Ontology annotation, molecular function: ATP hydrolysis activity; P-type calcium transporter activity; ATP binding. Gene Ontology annotation, biological process: calcium ion transmembrane transport; intracellular calcium ion homeostasis. The record is from RefSeq and is a predicted model, not a curated record. NCBI's taxonomy places the organism in Eukaryota, Metazoa, Chordata, Actinopteri, Syngnathiformes, Callionymidae. The coding region runs from base 422 to 3550 and encodes 1042 amino acids. Gene Ontology annotation, cellular component: membrane. The transcript has 23 exons.